UCUUUUUUUUUUUUUUUCCCACCAGGGGGUCUUUUUGUGGCUCUAGUGUCCCUUAUUCAACAGUGGGCUGACAGGAAGGGGGAAGACAUGUGGCAAAUGUCGUCAGGUCCGGGAAUCGAACCCGCGACGGCCGCGUCAAGGACUGAGGGCCUCCAAACGUGGGGCGCGCUAACCUCUACGCCACCGGAGCACGCCCCCUCCGGGUCUUUUUUACCAGAUACGUCCCUGUAAAUAUAACUCACUGCCUCUCAUUUCAUCAACGCUUCCUUUAUGAUUACAAGGGACGUAUAUUAUAGAUGCACAGUGUGCUAAAUUCAUUUGACCCCCAAAAACCAAAUCUGGCAGCAUAAACUGUAGUGGAUUAAAUGUAUUGUUUGGGUUCUCAUCAACCUCUAGAUAUGUCGAGUAUAGAAGUUACAGAGCAAAUGUCUGGCAGACGGCAGUCAGAGCUGCAGACGGAUGGAAGACCCCGGGGUUUAGCCCUGAAGAAAACAUGAAGGCGGAGCAGCAGGACCUCCGUCCCCUCAGGACGACACAUCAGACCGUCAGAUCCUGGAGACUCUGAGAGUAAAACCCAGUUCAACAGAACAGUGAUUGGACCCAAGAGCGAAAAGCUGAAAGGUCUGCUUGGGUUUAGGUGGACUGUGUUUGUCCACGCAGAUCAGAGCUGAUGGAGCAUCAGAGUGCAGAUCUGCAGCUGAAGCAGUGUGUGCUGCUUCUGGGUCACAGCUACACAAACACACACUGCAGCAAUAAUCUGGGUUAUGUUUCCUUCUAUAAAAGGAAAAAUAUCGGCAUCAUUUGCUCAUAAAUGUUUGCAGACUGCACAGGUGGAGGUAAACCCACAGAGUCCAGCAGAACCUCGGGGAGGAUGAGCUGCUGGUCCGGUUCAGAGGCCGUCGCUGCCAGGCGGAGCUCAUUCACCGCCAGGCUGUGUGGAAGUUGAUUAAAGCCUUUAAACCAGACUUUGGAGCGUUUUAGUCUCAUUCCUAUUACAGUAAAGGAAAUGGGAGCCAAGUUAAAAUCUUUCUUCUAUAGUUUGGGUCGAUUUUUCCCGUUUCUGUUUGUGUUAUGCUAAUAGAACAAAGUAUAAACCUGGGAUCUUUUGAGUUUAUCAAUAAAACUGAAUUUAAAAAAUCAGUUCCUUCGUGUUUUGUUUUUUUAAAUGUGAAUAGUUUUUUUGUUUAUUUGUUUUUUUUAUUGUAGUCUGAAAUAUGCAGCAGAACCAGUUUAUAAAUGUUUAAACUAUUUUGGUUCUGUGGUUCUGUCCCAGUCCAGGCUGGGGUGGCAGAGCGCCCUCUGGAGGUUCGCCUGUAAAUCUGCAGCUGGAUUAAAUCCUCUCAGGACCUCUGGAUCCCUCCUGAACCCCCUGGAUCUUCUCGGACGGGUUUGUCCUCCAGAUUUGCCCUCAGUCUCAUUAACUGAAUGUUUUCUCUGGGAAUCAGGAGAUCUGUUGGAUCUCUGCUUCCAAGGUCAGAAUCUGUUCUGGACUGGCUCAAAGCAAUCAGUAGCUCUCAGAAUUUCUUUACAGGUCAAAGUUCAUUUUAUAGCGCUGGAUCGGCCCACUUGCAGUACCGCAACUUCGUCACGCGGUGGCAACAGUGAGGCUAUCAGGAAGCGAGAUACCCCGCAGAAACAAAGAAGAAGGGUUCAGUGUGUGUAUGGUUCGGAGCCGAACUCGGGACCACAGCUUUGAUAAAAUAGUAAUCUGUGUUUUGUUGCGGACCGGAACCAGUUGUGGCUUCCUGCUGCUUGUGAAGCGCCGCACCGACCCGCAGCUCCCCGCGCGGCCUCAGUGCAUCUCUGCGGGAGAAGAUGUUCCGCGGCCGGCCUCCGUUUAGAGGCUACCCGCCUCCUGCGAGGCCUUACCCGUCACAGGGAUAUCGGGACGACCGGGCCCGACCGAGACCUCCGUACCACCAGGACUACCCGGAGUACCGGGACCACGGAGCUUCGGAAGCCUACCACAGGAGGCACCCGUCCCCCGGCCCCGGAGGCCACCGCGGCGGGGACUUUUGGACCGGAGGUCCGCCUCCUGAGAGGUCUCCGUCUCACAGAGGACCAGCUCACCUGGACCACAACCUGGUCAUCAGCGUGGGGAAAGAGCAGACUGGCCCCCCGCCCUACCACGACAGAGAUUACCUUCCCCGACCUGAAUAUGAGCGGAGUGGUAGCAGGGGCCGAAGUCCAGACAGGAGCCGGGGACGCAGCAAGAGUCGCCACCGUGGAGAGAGUCGGAGUCCAGACAGGAGCCGGGGACGCAGCAAGAGUCGCCACCGUGGAGAGAGUCGGAGUCCAGACAGGAGCCGGGGACGCAGCAAAAGCCGGGCCAAGAGUCGUGGGCGGAGCAAGAGUCGAGCACGCAGCAAGUCUAGAUCCAGGUCCAGAUCUCCGGGGAAGAGCAGAGGAAGGAGUCGUAGUUUCAGCAGUUCAAGCUCCAACAGCUCAAGUUCCAUCAGAGACAAGAAUGAUCCGUCCAGGAAGCAGUUUAAAGAGCUGGAGCUGGCCCGACGCAAGAGGGAGGUAGAGGAGCUACUGGGUCAACCUACCAAAUCCAUCCUGAAGAAGCACAACAGUUACGAAGACUCGCCGUCUUUUCGGAGCUCCGACUCGCCCAGGGAUCUGGACCGGACCAUGGCUCGUGUGGCCGACCAGCUGAUGCAGGCUGUUAAGCUGAACGACCCGCGUGCCGUGGCGGCUGUUCUCUCAGAAUUGCGGUCCGACCCGCAGAUGUCUCAGCGGGCCAACCUCAACAAUGAGAUCAAAGAAAUCCUGAACCUGUUGGGCGUGGCAGAGGCAGUGGGUGGAGUUUCACAGAGAGUCCUGGAUGAUAUCGAUGAUGAAGAAAAGUUUCUGUAUGGAGAAUUGGAGGAGCCCAGAAUGUCAGCGGCACCAGAGCCAGAGCGACAUCACAGCCUGGAUUUGUACGGAGACGUGACGGAAGACUCUCUGUAUUCUGAUCUGCCCUCGCAAAGAGCCAUGACCGGUCAGGUGUACAGCUGCCCUCCAACCAUUUCACCUCAUCUUCAGGUCACUCCGUCUGUGAGUGAGCCAAACAGGCACAUGAGUCAACCCAGCAUCAACCCCGACCAGAAUGUCAUAGCCUAUCCUCCGGGAACAGAGCCACUGGAGGAGAGUGAGCGUCAGGCGUUGGAGGAGUACGAGAAGAUCCAGGACCUCCUGAAAACCAUCGGACUUGACCUGGGCGUUGGAGAGAUCAGCAAGAUGGCUGCCAGGACCAAGGAGCGCCUCCAUGGCAACAAGCAGCCUUCGAAGACACCCACACGGCGACAACGAUACUCUUCCGGCAGCUCCAACGGCAGCCGCCAUAGCCGAGGCCGGAGGAGGCGGAGCGAGAGCGGCAGUUCAAGCAGCAGCAGAAGUCGCAGUCGCAGUCAUGGGCGGGGCACCAAACGGGGGGGCAGCUGGAGCAGUGAGGACCAUGAGGCCAAGAAGACCACAGCUGCUAAAACUUCCAAAGAUUGGGAGGUCAAGGAGACAAAGAACGAGUGGAGUACACCAACACUGCCUCAGAGUCAGACCUCUGAUCCCGCCCCCAUCCCAACCCACACAGGCAUGCACAUUCCUACUUACCCUCCCCCACAGCUCCCUGGCAUGAUGCCCCCAAACUACCCUUCUUCAGCAUACAGCCAGUAUGGAAACUACCUGCCCUACAUCCAUCAGCAGUGGCCCCCCAUGUACCCACCGCCUAACAUGGCCCUGCCCCAUCAGCCUGCCAGAGAGAACCUCACGCCACCUCCCACCUACAAAAAGGCUUACAGAAAACCCACCCCAGAGACGGGGGCCUUAGGUUUUGCAAGGAGUGUUGGUCAGGAAGAGCAGCAGCGGCGGAGGAGUCAGGACCAGAACAUUUCUGAUGAGCAGAACAACGAGAGCGAGAAAUUAAAGGUUCUGGAGGAGCGGGAGAAGCUGAGGCAGGAGCGGGAGGUCAGAAUGACCAAGAAAGAGUAUCUGAUAAAGGAGCUGGAGCGGCUCAGGAAGCAGCAAGGCGAGCUGCUGAGGAAGAAGCGCCGUGAGAAGGACGGCCAUAAGGACCCCCUGCUGCAGGAGAUAAACCGCCUGCAGGACGAGGUCAUGGCGAAGAUCUCCAACCUCCGCAAGGAGCACGAGGCUGCUGAGAGGAAGCGCAGCGAGAUUGAGAAAGUCGCGCAAAUCCUUGGCCUGAGCCCUUUAGAUCGGCCCGGCAAGAUCAGUAAGCUGCCUAAAAUCCGGGACCAGGAGGAGUUGCCUCCAAAGAGUGAGGAACAGGGGAGGAACUCAGAGGAGCAACCAGCUGCCGGCAGCGCCGCAUUAAAGGCAACCCCGGCGACUUCGACAAAGGCCUCGCCAGAGCGGCGGCUCUCUGCCGCUGAGGCUCCGCCCCCUGACCCAUUUGAGUAUUAUGACGCUGGGAACCACUGGUGCAAAAACUGUAACAUCACCUCUGGUUCCAUGUUUGACUUUUUCACGCACUUACACAGUAAACCCCACCGGAAGACUUUGGAUCCGUACGAUCGGCCCUGGGCCUCCGGUCCCUCCAAGACCCCUAAGACCACCGCCGGAGACGCCAAGCAGACCAAACCAGCCAAAGGGUCGGAGUUCCUGGUUCCUGUCAGAGGGUUCUUCUGCCUGCUGUGUAAGGAGUUUUAUGGCGACGCCAUCUGUGCUGAGGAACACGUCGUCACGCAUUUUCAUAAUGAGAAAUACAAGAAACAAAUGUUGGAGAAUCCGCUGUAUGAGCAGAGGAGGAACCUGGACCGCCAGGCGGGCCUGGGUUUGGAGCCAGGCGGGAAGAAACGCAAAUAUGACGAGGAUGAUAAAGACAGAGAGGAAAAGAGCAAAAACAAAAAGGACAAAAAGAAGGAAGAGGAGGCCGCCGAGACCGGCGACGAAAAGAUCAAAGUCAAAAAAGAAGAAGAGGAGCAGAAAGUGAAGGCAAUCAGAAAGAGCCUGGAGGAAGAAAAGUUUUACAGCAAGAAUGAGGAUGAAAAGUACAAACACGGCAAAAAGGAGGAGAAACACAACAGCAGAGAGAAUGAAGACAGGAACAGCCGGUACAGAGGCAGCAGUCGAGACGAAGAGUAUCGGCACCGCCAUCGCAGGGACGACGACGGCCAUCCAAAGUACGGCAGUAAAUACACCGAGGACAAAUACAAGCAGGAGAAAUGUUCAGAUUCCAGAUCUAAACAUGACCGAGAUGAAGGGAAGCAAAAAGCCGAGGCUGAGAAACCAGGAGGGAAACCAGACGUCAGGAAGUCUGAACCUCCGCCAAAACCCUACGAGCUGCCCAAGAUCUUCUGUGGGCCGAGUCCGGCCAUGAGGGCGAAGCUCCGCAAGCAGGCCAUGGAGGCCAGCAAAGCACCGGCCUCUGCAGGCACCGCCACUUCGUUUGGGAAGUUCACAUGGAAGAAGAAGGAGAACCAGCUGGCAAAGGAAGCCCAGAAAGUUGCAGCAGAGUUCCUCAAGGACGAAGAAGCGGCUGCAAAGGGGAAGCCAGGUGAAGAAGAGGACUCCUUGUCGAAGUCAGUGGCCGCUGCCAAAGAGAUUGCUGAGAAGUUGGCCGGCGAGGAGCUAAAAUCUCCACCUUGGUACGCGUCUGGUCGAGGACAGAUCCGACCAAACCUCCGUGCUCCUGUGGCUCCGCUGAGGAGAGCUUCCCUGGCAGGAAAACCUGCAUCCCUUAACACAUUUCUGAACAUGAGACCCCAAAGCACCGAUGGAGGUCCACCAGGGCCUUUUCCUGGGGCCCCUUUCAGGCCCCCAAACCCACAGAUGUUCAACAACAAACCCGGGCCUCCAGUAAGCUCUGCUGGACCGUUGGGGGCAAUGUCUGCUGCUCCCAUGGUGACUGGAAGAGAGCAGUUCGGUCCUAAACUCCCCCCUUCGAUGUUGAAACCUGAACCGUGUCAGAAUACCUGUAAGCCUGAUUCAGCUGAGUCAAAACCUGUCAUGAAACAAGGGCCACUGUUCCCUAAACCCACUCCGGUCCAGUCAAAACCUGCAACAGGACAGAGUAGUCCUUCAACAACUUCCCCUGCAUUGUUAAACACAGCAUCCUCAGAAACUCUGUCUGCUCCAUCAGAGGUUAAAGCUACAACUUCUCUGGCUCCCACUGCUCCACCCAAAGCUCCGCCUUCACAACCAGAAUUGAUAAAGAUUGUGUCCGACGUGGCGGCUCCUGGCGUCCCAGAAAGUGAGCAGACUCGCACCGUGUUCGUGAAGCCACCUCCUUUCAAGAGCAUGCUAGCGGGGCCUCAGAAGUCGGAGAAGCUCCAGGGCAACCUGGCUGCAGCCAAGGCGCAGGCCUUAUUUGACAUCUUCUACAGCAGCCUCGGCCAAGCCGGCCCUUCCUCUUUCUCCAAAACAGAAACCGACGUUAGAGCUGCUAAAAGUUCUCCUUCAGUCCCCGUCCAAAAUAAGAAUUUGCCCCAAAAUAAACCUGAACCCCAGAUCCAACCACAAGAUCAACCCCAACAACAAACCCAAACACCAAAUACACUCCCAACUCAGACCCACAACCAAUCACAGCCCCCAGAUGGACCCAGACCCCAAACACAAGAAAUGGCUGAAUCCCAACCUCAGAUUGAACCACAACUCCAAAUUGAGCCUCAACCCCUAAAACACACACAACCACAAGCUCAAGAUGAACCACAAGCUCAAGAUGAACCACAACCUAAGGUCCAGUCACCAAAGGUACAUCAUGCUCAGUCCCCCAACGAACCACGACCUCAACAACAAACCCAACAAAAACAUGAAUCUCAACCCCUGGAUCAUUCUCUACAUCAGGUGGAGCCGUCACACCAACCUCAAACGGCCCCCCAACACCGUUCUCUGUCGCCCUCCUCUACCGGACCUCCACAUACAAUAGCAACUCCUCCAAAGAACGGGUAUCAAAGCACACAAACCCAAGCUGGUGGUGACAUUCAGAUCACCUCCGUUUGGUCUCUUCAUGACGUUGCAGCUCCGACAGCGAAGGCUGCAGGCCCUGAACCAUCUGACCCACCGCCUCACCCAGAACAGACUCUACCAGAAGGAUUGCCUCAAAGUCCACCCACUAGUCCUGGACGUAAAUCUCAAAUCUGCCCACAGACGAAACUCGUUACGAUGGAACCAGCAGCCGAGCCACCGUUCCAGUUUGAACCCCAAUUAGACCAGAAUGCUAAUUCACAUCAAGAGGCGACUCCAGAACCACAGCCUAAACCCAAACCAAGUCCUAGAACCAGAGGUAAGGCAGCAAUGACGAAGAAGACCCCUUCUGCCGCUCCGGUUCGUCAGACCCGCUCCCAGACCCGAUACCAGACCCGUCAACAGCAGAGUCAACCAGAACCUGAACAGGACCCAGGCGCAGGGAACCAGGACACCACGGCGUCAGAAGCUAAAGGUCUGGAGUCUCCUGAUCCGGACAAAGAGACGGAUCCUCCAGGGACGGAGGUCACCCCGGAAACCUUGGGUCUCCCUUCAGACAUGACCGCCCUGGACUUUGACUACACCUUUAACUUUGAGUAGGGGGCCAGGUUCCCAGUUAUUUACAGGACUGUUUAAACACCAGACUGAUGUGGAGAUCUGACCCCCGGCUCUACGUCAGACUCCUUGUUUUCCACCAAUAAGACGUUUUAAUUUCCUAAAGUCUCUGCAGGUUUCUGUGGUUUGGAUUUAAAGUCACGUUCCUCUUUAGAUCUAGACGCCAGCGGCUCUCGUGUUCCUGCUUGUUUCUCCUCCGUCAUGCUGAAGCUGUAAUAUUUGUUUCUUUCAGCAGAGUUUUAAUAAAGGUUGGCAGAGAAUGUUCUGAA
Molecule: messenger RNA, 7790 nt
Organism: Gambusia affinis (western mosquitofish)
Lineage: Eukaryota; Metazoa; Chordata; Actinopteri; Cyprinodontiformes; Poeciliidae
Gene: znf318
Product: zinc finger protein 318
Exons: 11
Coding region: 1816-7506 (1896 amino acids)
Biological process (GO): positive regulation of DNA-templated transcription; negative regulation of DNA-templated transcription
Cellular component (GO): nucleoplasm
Molecular function (GO): zinc ion binding; nucleic acid binding
Source: RefSeq, a predicted model, not a curated record